Molecule: messenger RNA, 2543 nt
Organism: Thunnus maccoyii (southern bluefin tuna)
Lineage: Eukaryota; Metazoa; Chordata; Actinopteri; Scombriformes; Scombridae
Product: tensin-4-like
Exons: 13
Coding region: 91-1869 (592 amino acids)
Molecular function (GO): protein binding
Source: RefSeq, a predicted model, not a curated record
GAACCAUCUGAGAGUAAAGCUACACUACACUUCACUACAGCUGUAGAAUCCUGACCAGAAGAAAAUAAGAAGACUGUGAGCUUUUCUAACAUGAUGCCUACAGCUAAAGGCAUAUCCCUCAUGAUGCCCAAUCACGUUCUGAGAGUGGGUCAGACUAUCCGCCUGGACUCGGCACAGGAGACAGUUAAUCAACAUCCCAAUCGAACUGAACCCAGCAGUAACCAUGGUGACACCGAUCUCGACAUUUCCCUGGAGAAUCUCAACCAGCUCAUCCUGGAACUGGAUCCGACAUUUGAACCCAUCCCGAUCAACAAAAGUCCCCCAUGCAUCAGUCCUCCUACAGAUGACUCAGAUGAAGAUGUCUCCAACUGCAUGCUGGUCCCUAGAGGAUGUCCUCCCUGCUCCUCGCCUGAGGUGCUCCUGUCUGUGUCACCCAGUAUCCCCAUCCCUACACCCACCAGUCUCAGCUGCAGUCCCCAUGGCACGGUGGUCUUCUCCAACUCCCCGUCGUCCUCUCUACCUCCGCUGCCAUUUGGAAGUGCACCCCGACGAAAUCCCUCACUGAGGCAUGACAUAUCCUGCUCCCAAGGAUCCCUGCGAUUGUCACACUCAAAUAGAAACAGUGCCGCCUCACUCCUCUCCACAUCAACAUGCUCAGAUACCAGCUACAUGCUUGGCAGCAACCUGUCCUUGGCCAGUGAAGACACUGACUCUCCAGAGUCCAUCCUUACUCUCACGUCCGGAUCCUUCACUGACGGGUCCAGAACGAGACCCUUUGACCCCCGGCACAGCCCAGACAGGCCCUCUCUGACCAAGCGAGGACAUUUACCGGAACUUCACAGCAAAGGAGCACAGAGCAGUCCUGCUUCACUCUCUGGGUCUUUGACUGAUAUCCCUGUACUGCUAGUCAAUGGUGAACCACAGCUGGAUCUGCAGAUCAACCCGUCUCCUGGACUAGAAACAGACUUCACACAGACCAACUCGAAACCAUUUUCUCCUCACAGUUUCCAAGCCCAUUUUAAUGGAAGUCAGCCCUCAAUGAAAUUUGUCAUGGACACUUCAAAAUUUUGGUUCCGUCCACAUAUCAGCAGAGCAGAAGCUGAUGCUCUGGUAAAGGACAAGGAACCAGGAACAUUUGUGGUGAGAGACAGCACUUCCUACAAAGGCAGUUUUGGUCUGGUCAUGAAGGUGGACCAAUCACAAACCAAUAUCUCUGCAACUGCCUACCCCGGAGAAAGCAGUUCUGAUCUUAUCAGACACUUCCUUAUUGAAUCAUCAGCUAAGGGUGUACGCAUCAAAGGCUCUUCUCAGGAACCAUACUUUGGCAGUCUCUCAGCCCUGGUCUACCAGCACACUAUUUCUGCUUAUGCUUUACCCUGCAAAUUACUGCUCCACUCUCAAGAGCUGUGCACGGGAGAACAGAGGGCAGCUGACAAACCAGCAUCAGAGGACAAGACAAAAAAAGCCUCCAACUUUGUUUACCUGAAUGCCGUCCCCACUGAGACACUGACAGGACCUUGUGCAGUGCAGAGGGCGGUGUCUUCAACAAUAGAGAAGGCCUCGGGUUCCUUCACUCCUACCAUAGUAAACCUGAAGGUGUCUAUGAAGGGUGUGACUAUGACAGACAUCAACAGGAAGCUCUUCUUCAGACGCCAUUUCCCUAACCACCUGCUUAGCUACAGUGGGGAAGAUCCAGAUAAUCGACAGUGGCUCAGAGGUUCAAGUUUUGGUGCAAGGCUGUUUGGCUUGGUGGCAAAAGGUGCGGAAGCCAGCAUGGAGAAUGUGUGCCACGUCUUUGCAGAAUAUGACCCCCUACAGCCCUGCAACAAAAUUGUCGAGGUUAUUCAGGAUACUAUAGCCAAGCUGUAGGUGCACAAUGACUGAGACGACAUGAAACAGCACGGGGUGUUAAGCCCUGAUUUACACUAUCUCCUCCUAUACUGUACUUUUCUCAGGUAGCUGCUGUUGUUUCUCUAUAUGCCUCACCAGAUUACAAUACCAGCAAAAUCUGAAUUUGAGAUGCAGACUCAUUUCAGAUGAUAAGUCAUUUAAAUGACAGGUAUAACUGUGGCAUACAUGAAGAUAUACAGGACUGAAAAAACUUUCAAGCAAGAAGAUAAAAGACGAGAAAGCAACAACUUAUGAUUGUAAAAAAAAAAAUAUGAUAGUUAAAAAUAUCUGAACAGCUAUACUUAUUAUAUAAAGCUGUUGGUUGGGAGUGGGGCAUUUUAUGUCAUUGAUUUGUCUAAUUUCUCAAUGUUAGAAAGAUUCCUAUGGAAAUUGAGGUGUAAAUCUGCACUAGCUGAUGCUAGAUAGUAUAAAAUAUUGAUGAGAGAUUUAAAGGUUCUGUUAAUAGUCUGGAAGAAAACAACUGAAAUACUGUCAUGUCCUGUCAUUUCAAACAAAAACUAUGCAGAUACCCUAUAUGUAUAGUUCAGAAUAUAUUUAUUAUAAUGCACUGUAAACUAUUUCUUCUCUGUAUAUUCACUGACUUGUUUUUUCAAAUUGUUAUGAUGAAAAAUAAACAUGUUGAAAUAGUGAAA